UGCUUGUGUAUCAAUAUUCGCACAUGGAGAAGACUACUGGGAUUCUCGUCCUAAAGUGUGAUUAGACAACUUUGUUGACGCUGGAUCGGCUGCGUUGGCCAAUUUUGAGAAGGGAGCAUCCAACCAUCGCAGUGCUGGAUGCGCAUUACGCUCGCAGCCGAAGGGAAUUGCUGCAGUGUAAACAAACCGACUGCGGUGGUAGAAACUAGUGGCAUCACAAUGAUGACCAUUCGUUUUCAGACGAGCAAAGGAUUUUAUUUUUUGGCGUGAAAAUGUCCAUUUGAUCUGUCAGAUGGACCUCGCGGAUGACGGCCCGUUAACCACUACUUGAGUGCCGCGAUGACCGCCAAGCAGGAGGCGGAGGACACCACCAGCAGCACGGCGUCCGGCAGCGCGCCAUCGCGGCUCGGCCGGCUGCCUGGCGAGCGCCUCCCCGGCCCGAAGACCAGUGUGUGCUCCCGCUCGUACUUCGUGGUGGUGAUGGUGUUCUUCCACGUCUACAUCAUCAAUGUGAUCGUCCUCCUCUUGUACGUGCACUACAGCAGCGGGCAGGAGGACGCCAGGCCGGGUCCUCCUCGCGAUACACAGAGCAGCGACAAGCAGAACCCACAGUCGCCGCGUCCGCCAUCCAAGGCACCGUUGACGCGUGACAUUUCACUCCCACGCAUCGAGGGCAUCCGAGUGGGACAUGUUCAGAAGGUGUCAUUAGUUCCCGGUAAAGUCCACGAAAUGAGAACUUUGAGUCUGAAACCUCUGCUCUUUGAGAUCCCUGGGUUCUUGUCAGAGGAUGAGUGCCGUAUUGUGAUGCAGCUGGCACAGCUAAAGGGUCUAAUGGAAAGUCAGUUGAUGGUGCAAGACGGCCAGGAGGAGCUGGCCGAGGAGCUCAACAUCAGCCCAGAGGAGAUCUUCAACCUUCUAGAUAUCAACCAGGACGGACAGCUGCAGCUUCAUGAGAUACUGACUCAUUCUCGAGUGAGGGACGGCAUUUGGCUUACGCCGGAAAAUUUGCAAGAAAUCUAUGCUGGGCUCAAUGCAGACAAAGAUGGGAAUGGUUUGCUGAGUUUAGAAGAGUUCAGGCUCCUGAGUGCUGAUGCCUUCCAGCACUUUCUGCUGCAACAGGGGGUUAAAAAGAGCCAGCUGGUGAGGAACAGUCGACACACUUGGCUAUACCAGGGGAAAGGAGCCCAUCAGGUCCUUCAAGACAUUAAGACAAGAGUGACUCGCCUCACGCGUCUGCCGACCACACUGGUGGAUCUAAGUGAGCCGCUGCAGGUGGUCCGCUAUGAGGAGGGCGGGCACUACCAUGCCCAUCACGACAGUGGGCCCUUCUACCCAGAAACCGCGUGUACUCACACACGUCUCGCGGCUAACGCCUCAACUCCUUUCGAGACAUCCUGCAGGUACAUCACUGUUCUCUUCUACCUGAACUCUGUUGACGGGGGCGGGGAGACCGCAUUCCCUGUGGCAGACAACAGGACCUUUGAUGAAGUGUCUCUCAUUCAGAAUGAUGUCGAUCUCCUGGACACAAGGAGGAAUUGUGACAAGAGUAACCUAAGGGUGAAACCUACCAAAGGGAAAGCUGUUUUCUGGUACAACUACCUUUCUGACGGAAGAGGAUGGGUUGGAGAGCAGGAUGAAUACGCUCUGCACGGAGGCUGUGUGGUCACCCACGGCACGAAGUGGGUCGCCAAUAAAUGGAUCAAUAUUGAUCCAGAUUACCAACGUCAAGCUCGCUACGAGCAGCUGGUGUCCCAUCAGCCAGAGGAUGAGGAUGAUGAAGAUCUGACAUUGAAUUUCGAUAUCCAUCAAGAAUUGUAGCUCAUAUUUCAUCCCCCACCCCCUCUGUCCUGCACACAACACAUUUGGUGACCACAAAAUGUAUUCAGGGAAUGAGGUCACGGUGGUUUUAUGCAACUUCAAAGGCACUUUUGUCAAAUUUUGCUUGAUAUUGUUGUCCUGUUAUUUAUUUAAUUAACUGUGUAUAGUUAGACUUCCCGUUUUAUGAAUGUUGCACUAAAAUGUCAUCCAAAGGAGCUGUAAAAUCUCUUUGCAUGAAGUAGCUAUAUCCAUGUUUUGCUGUUACUAUAAAAUUGCACUUGACUGAGAUUGGUAAUGAAAACAUUUUAGUAUAACUUGUUAUUGCUGUCAUGACCAAAAUAAAAAAUACACACUCUCAGUGUGACGCAUGUUGCCUUGUCUUUGUUCCUUGAAUCACAAGGUUUUGUUCAGAUCUUCUAUUAAAUCAGUCAGUUUUUUUAUUAACUGUAUUUCCCACGUGUAAUAAAAUUAAA
This is a messenger RNA of Phycodurus eques (leafy seadragon), 2291 nucleotides long. RefSeq names its product prolyl 4-hydroxylase, transmembrane b (gene p4htmb). Gene Ontology annotation, biological process: peptidyl-proline hydroxylation to 4-hydroxy-L-proline. The transcript has 9 exons. NCBI's taxonomy places the organism in Eukaryota, Metazoa, Chordata, Actinopteri, Syngnathiformes, Syngnathidae. Gene Ontology annotation, cellular component: endoplasmic reticulum. The record is from RefSeq and is a predicted model, not a curated record. Gene Ontology annotation, molecular function: L-ascorbic acid binding; iron ion binding; procollagen-proline 4-dioxygenase activity. Bases 340 to 1818 code for a protein of 492 amino acids.